This is a messenger RNA of Cladocopium goreaui, 360 nucleotides long. Lineage: Eukaryota; Dinophyceae; Suessiales; Symbiodiniaceae. The record is from the annotation of a GenBank genome assembly.
AUGCCGGAGAGAAGAUACGUCAAUGGCGACCGGAACUUUGUUGGCCUUGGACUUCUUCUUGAAGCUUUUGAAGUUUCUUGGCGGUACCUUUCUCCAUGGAAGCUCCGGACCAACACCUUGAGCAUCAUGAAUCAGAAUGCAGCAGUCGAAGAACCUCUGGUGCAACUUUCGCAGAUGAACUCCAAAGCGAGGAACGAUCCGCCCAUAGCUUGGACGACCCACAAAAGGAGGGCAAGGAGGAUUACCAGAGCUGAAAGGAUCUGCCGGUCUGACCUGAGCGCGCCCGGACCACACACAGUGGUUGAGCUCGGCCAAGAUGGGGGAAAGAAGCGCUUGAGCGCUUGCGAAACGGGAUUUGAG